UAAAGGCUCUGGUGAAUGCUGUUGAUCACCUGGGUACUGUUGCUUCUAAGCUUACUGAUCUCUUUGAUCAGCAGAGUUCUGACAUAUCAACUAUGGAGUUGAGAGCUUCUUGUGUUAGUCAGCAACUGCUUACGUGCCGGACGUAUAUAGACAAAGAAGGUCUUAGACAGCAACAGUUAUUAGCAGUUAUCCCACUUCAUCACAAGCACUACAUUCUACCUAAUUCUGUCAACAAGCG
Molecule: messenger RNA, 238 nt
Organism: Brassica oleracea var. oleracea
Lineage: Eukaryota; Viridiplantae; Streptophyta; Magnoliopsida; Brassicales; Brassicaceae
Product: protein ABIL1-like
Source: RefSeq, a predicted model, not a curated record